UAAACAAAAGCCGGCAUGGACGAGGACGGUUUGCCAAUCGUUGGGUCUGGAGUUGAUCUCACUAAGGUCCCUGCCAUACAACAAAGGAGAGUUGUCGCCCACCUCAAUCAGUUUGUUGUGCACACAGUACGGUUCCUUAACCGAUUCUCUGCCGUGUGUGAAGAGAAGCUUUCAAACAUUUCCCUUCGCAUACAGCAGAUUGAAACCACCCUGUGUAUUUUGGAGGCCAAAUUGUCAUCCAUUCCUGGACUGGAGGAUGUCACAGUGGAUGGACUCAACCAGCAUCAAAGUCUGCAGACUAAUGGACCCAUUACAACCGGUCAGAACCAAUCAGAUGGUGUAACAGCAGGGGGAGCUCCUCCUUCACAGCCUGAUCAGAGUUUACCAGAAACUGCACCAGCACUCGAAAAAGCAGAAGCGGUCCUGGAGAAUAUCAUGACGGUGGUUAAGGACCCACGUUAUGCACGUUAUCUGAAAAUGGUUCAAGUGGGAGUACCAGUAAUGGCCAUCCGUAAUAAAAUGAUUAUGGAAGGUUUGGAUCCGAACCUGCUUGACACACCUGAUGCCCCUGUGCCUGAUGGAGCAGCAAGUAGCACAGAGAAGGAAGAUGUUCCUGCCACCAGCUCUGACAGCGAGUCCUCUUUUAGUGACUGAUCUCAGCCUCACUCGCUCUCCUUUGUUCCAUCAAGCUCCGUUUUCAAGAUCUCCGCCCGACAGAACAGAAACCACAGAAAUGAUUGGGACUCUUAAGCAUUCGCUACAGUGAUGCUACGCAAGGUAUCCACUCCAUUUUCUGGGUGCACUAUCCUCACAAGUAACACCUCGCAGUAAAAGGGACUAAUCAAGCUUUCCAACAGAAUAAAAUACUAUUCCAGUUGGUAUUAUUAAAUGUUUCUGAACUUCCUCUUGAGUCAAACACAUUUGUCAAGUUUAACAAUUGUGAGCAAUUUACACGCUUUUCGUGGCCAGUCAAGGCUGUUCGCACUUCACAGUCAAAACAUCCUGCCAUGAACAGAGAGGUCACAAAGCUGACAGAAAGAAUCCUUUAGGUUAUAAAUUCAACACAUCCAGUUUUAUUCUUUAACAUUAAUCAUUUACCAGUUUUUUAACAGGUCAUUGUCCUAUUUCUCUACUCGACUCAGUUUUAAUGGCCGUUUUCUAGUCAGUCAGUCAUUUUCUACCGCUUCUUCCAUAGUGGGUCGCGGGGAAGCUGGUGCCUAUCUCCAGCAGUCUAUGGGCGGGAGGCAGGGUACACCCUGGACAGGGCGCAGCUUUCUAGUGAUUAGGCAUUUCAAGAUGCUUUGCAAGACAAACAAUCAAGCAAUGCACAAAAUACACAAAUUAAACCCAAGUCUUGCUGAUGUUGUGAGAUGAUGAUUCAGUAUUUCCACAUUAGGUUCUUUCCUCAUCAUCCUUUUAUUGUCAAGUGCAGAAGUCCCCCCUGUAGCAAAGUAGACACAUCAUGAUGUCUCCACUUCCAUACAUCACUGUUCAAAUGGUCCUAUAAGCUUCACCUUUCAUGGUCUUUUGGACUUUGAUUUCCUAUUUUGUGAUUAUUUAUGGUUCUUUCAAUAUUUGUGUUUAAGAUUUCAUUCAUUCUUUAGUUUAAAGAUUCCUGGUGCGUAGUUGUUUUGGGUUCUUUACAAUUUAACAUAUUUAGAUUCUAAUUUGUCGUGUAUUAUUUAGCUUUUCUCUGAGUUUUUUUUAUGUAGGCUGCAACACAAUCCCUUGAUUAGACGCUAUUGAUCCUAGUCUCAGCAAUCAACCUCCUGAGCAUUUAAGUCUCUCUGUGUGAGUCACUCCUCGCAGAUCUGUUGUCUAGCCUGCCGUCCUGCUAUGCUUUUGUAUUGGGAUGGAUACGUAUAUAUCACAUGGAAAGACGUCAUCUCGGGGACAGUAAACUGUCUCCUUCCUACAUGACUUGAUGGCAGGACAUUCCUUUGGUGUUAAUACUUGGAUAUAAUUGUUUAACCAGAAGAACAUGACACAUGCAGGUAUCUGUAAAUUGCGCCCAACGAUAAACUAGGCUUGUGGAGGUUUAGUUUUCUCCAUGAUAUCUUAGCCGAUUUCAUUUUCACAUGAUGUCACAAAAGAAAGAAGCAUCUUUGAGGUGUUGGCUUAAAAGUGAGAAAAAACUUUUCACAUAAACAGUGGUAGUCUGUGAGAAUCUGACCAUUUUUGCUCUGGUUAAAUAUAGAUUUUAAAAAUAUGAGCAGUCAUUUUUUCCUAAAAUAAAUGUAUGUUGCUUAUUAGCACAAAGUCAGGGAUAGUUAGCACUGGAGUUACACAAUAUAUUAAAUCGUAAAACAUUGCAGUAUCAAUGUGUUCAAUUUUGCAGUUGCAAAGAACUGCUUGGAUGCAAUAUUUGGGAUGCAAUCCCAUAAUUUAUUUAGACAUUUGGAUGGAAGUUCCCUGCCCUUGAUACUUGAACUAGAUUUUAGUUCCCAAUAUGCUAAAUGUCACGGAGAUUAGUGAAAUCGACAUGGUGAUGAAAAAGACAUAGAAGAAAGAGGAACAUGUGUUAAUCACAACUGAGAGCCUUGUCCCAGUAUUCAACAUCAUGCAUGUUUUUCUAAUAUGUUGCAGCCCCAGUUUGCCCCCAUUUGGCAUGAGAAAUAUAAUUAAUACCUCUUAACACCUGCAAAAAGUUUCUCACAGUCUCAUUGGAAUCACUGCUAACUUAUGCUCGGGAGAGGUGUUACUUUCAAUCUAGCAGCAUUCCACUAAAUGUCCGUGGUUGUGUAAGA
Messenger RNA from Girardinichthys multiradiatus, 2747 nucleotides. It is a transcript of the gene washc3, whose product is annotated as WASH complex subunit 3. Bases 16 to 654 code for a protein of 212 amino acids. Gene Ontology annotation, cellular component: WASH complex. The record is from RefSeq and is a predicted model, not a curated record. NCBI's taxonomy places the organism in Eukaryota, Metazoa, Chordata, Actinopteri, Cyprinodontiformes, Goodeidae. Gene Ontology annotation, biological process: exocytosis; actin filament polymerization. The transcript is spliced from 8 exons.